Siniperca chuatsi (mandarin fish) is the source of this 1873-nucleotide messenger RNA. Its product is annotated as CD209 antigen-like protein C. NCBI's taxonomy places the organism in Eukaryota, Metazoa, Chordata, Actinopteri, Centrarchiformes, Sinipercidae. The coding region runs from base 751 to 1665 and encodes 304 amino acids. The record is from RefSeq and is a predicted model, not a curated record. The transcript has 6 exons.
UCUUAUAUGAAUAUAUUUUAAUAGCACAUUUCUUCUGUCUAUGUUUAUGUUUUUAUUUCACACUUGUUUUGGAAAUGCUGAUCAAUGUAGAAUAUGUAUUUUAAUUUAUCAGUUGCCAAAUUUGAACUUCAUUAAACAUUUCAACUUGGUUGGGAAAUGGUUUCAGUUCAUCUAUCAGGCAACAGAAAAUAACUGAGAAGGUGACAUUUCCUGUGUUGGCCAAACUGUUAAUCUGCCGUGUGUGUGUGUGUGUGUGUGCAUGCGUACGUGCGUGUGUGUAAGCGGGGCGCUCAAACAUGGUGUGAAAAGUGAGUAGAACACAUACACAUUGUUGUUGCUUACAGAAAACCUUGUGUCUCCAAACUCUCUACUUAAAAAAAAAUAAAAAAAAUAUAAUAUAUAUUUAUAUUGUAUUUAUAGUUUGUCUAAAUGGCUUCAUACAGUAAAUCCAAAGACUGGACAAUGCAGUCUCCUAUCUAAAAUUACAAAAAACACCAAACUGGAUCCAAAAGAGUCAAAUGAAUAAAAAGGUGUGUGUGUGUUUCUUUGUGUGCUGGCUGCUACUUCCUCAUUGUUCUCUACUAAAACCAGACAGAAGACGGGCCAAGGAUCACUGACAGCAGCAUCAGUACAGUAUAUUACGCUACUGAAUUCAUAGCUACCAUAGUUAGUUCUGCAUACUAUACUAGUAGACAUUAAAGUUUUACAGCAGCACAGUAACCAACCGACACAGUGCAGUAACAGUAAGUGAUGUCCUCAGAUAUUUAUGCCAAACCAAAUUUCUCAAAGAAGGUGAGAUACAACAGAAAGGUGCAAGAAGACAAAGCAGAGUGGAAGGAAAGAGAAGUUGAUAUCUACGAGAGCGCAGAAGCUCUCCGGGAUGAUCACACUGAUUUUCACUCAGAAGGAGGAGCGCACACUGAGAAGCCUCCUGCAGCCGUCCAAAGAAAGCCUUUCAGAGCUGCUGCGUUAUGUCUUGGAGUGCUGUGCUUUCUGAUGAUAACUGGAAUCAUCUUCUUCUUCAUACAGUAUAUGUCAGUCACUUUGGAAAAAGACGAGCUGCAGACCAGAUACGACAGACUGAGCGACAGCUGCAGCCAGCUCCAGGGAAAGAUUUCAGACAUGGCAGUCAACAACAACCAGUUACAGAGGAGUUACGAAACACUGAGUACAAAUCACAGCCAGUUACGGGAUGAAGUGAAGCAGCUGAAGGACAAAAUUGAAGGGAAGCGGUGUCCUGAAGGAUGGACGAGAUUUAGACGCAGCUGUUACUUUAAAUCCAAUGAGAAGAAAAGUUGGCCUGACAGCAGAUCUGACUGUCGGAACAAAGGAGCAGAUCUGGUGAGCAUAAACAACGAAGAGGAACAGGUGAGUGUGUUUGUUACUGAGUGUGGGAUCUUAGACGUAUCUGCCAGUGAUCGGUCACGUGUGUUUCUGACCUGCUGCCAGUCUGCUUCCUGUCUCGACCCUGUCACAUUUAUUUGUCCGUUUGGUCUGCCUUCAGCUCCCGACCUGUUCUGGGCAACAGGAUCGCCAGACCAGCGCUGGGACCAGUACCAGUACGCUGCAGCAUACUGCAAUCAACAAGGACGAUGGACACUAAGAAAUUAUUAUUCUGAUCUUAAGAACUGGAUCUGUGAGAAACAGAUGUCCUGCAUUCUCUGAUGACAGAGGGGUGUGUAGCGUUGGAUCAGCUUCAUCAAAUCUGACCAAAUCACAUUUUACAUUUGUUCAGCUGUUUAUUCUGUGUUGCAUGCUAAAUAACCUGGAUUACAUAGAUUUUGUUCCUCUGCCCUACAUAGUGAACAAUCUGGUGGGAAGUUGUCCACUCUGCAGCUUUACAAAAAUAUUACAAUAAAAGUAAAAAAAAACA